This is a messenger RNA of Arabidopsis lyrata subsp. lyrata, 508 nucleotides long. RefSeq names its product cysteine-rich and transmembrane domain-containing protein PCC1-like. Bases 56 to 295 code for a protein of 79 amino acids. The record is from RefSeq and is a predicted model, not a curated record. The transcript is spliced from 3 exons. NCBI's taxonomy places the organism in Eukaryota, Viridiplantae, Streptophyta, Magnoliopsida, Brassicales, Brassicaceae.
CACUCUCUCCUCUUCAUAAUUCUCCCUUCCACAUUCCUCAGCUCCUCAAACCAGAAUGGAUCAAUACGAUCACAAAUACUUUUCAGUGCAAAAGCCAUCACAGACUUCGUCAGGGCCGUACAUAAGUCCGCCGCCGAUUGGUUAUCCGACCAGAGAUAAGGCGGUGGGUGAUCCUCCGGCAGCAGCAGUGAAGACAAAUUCCAAGGGCUGCUGUGAAGUCGUAAUGGCAAUAUUACAUUGUAUUCAAGGUUGUGGCGAAUGUUUCAUGUGCUGUGCAUCAGGAUUUUCAGGAUGAUGAGACUCAAGUGAGUCUUUGCUCAAACCAGAAAAACAACAUGUACGUAAUAGAAGAUCCAUCAAUAUGUUAUUUGCUUCAUUGGUUGAAAGAGAUCCAUGAUCCCCAUUUGCUUCCUGUAUUUACUUCUUUAGAAAUCAAAGAAAAACCAAAAAUAGCUAGUCAUAACUCUCGUAUAACAACAAAUUAUGACGUAGUGAUUUUUAUUCCUAA